AUGCAGGAUUUAGUGAAUCUUGAGGAAAUUGUCUGCCUUCCAGGUGGCUACCGAGACGACCACGAAGGUAAGGGAAUGCAGUUUCAUGUGUUAGAUUUUCCAUCUUCCUUUUCAAGUAUGAAUGAUUCAGAAUUUUCCCUCCUGGAGAUGGAGUCGCAAAAUGAGACUGCUGGUCAGGAAAUGUUCGACAUCAUGGACAGUUUCACAUCGUUUCCGCAAGCCUCACCACGAGAACAUGAUUCCAUCCCUACUCCUGAUAAUCAUAUCUUUGAGUUUCAGACACUUAGAGACUUUGGAGAGUCCACUUUCUCACUGGAAAUAACCCCUACUUCUAGCCUAGCUCAGGAUAACGAAUAUAUCUAUUCUAAAGAUGACCAGAUUGAAGAGACUACAGCGAUGCUGGUCUCAAUGGCUAACGAAGAACCAAGAACGCUUUGCGAAUGGGAUUUGAUGACCGCAGAGGUUUCGAAGAUAGACUCGCCGGCAUUGUAUGAAUCACAAAAAGAAGACAGUCUAAGUGGAGGAUGUCACAAGGGCAGUAAGAAAACCAAGUACACAAAUCUGCAAAUUUCCUUCUACGAAACUAUCCCAGAGAAGCUAAACCAAUGGCUUAAUCAGCAUUUUUAUCCCUAUAUUCAGCCCAAUGGCAUCACAUAUGCCAGAUUUCACAAAAUGCCUGAAAACGAUGAAUAUAUCUACAAGCGAAACCCCAAAGCAGAGAUAUUCCUUCCUCCACGGUACUCAAACUCCAGUGCCAACUACUACGAGCCACUUGUUGUGAGAUAUAGGAAAUCACACCAGGAACGAGGUCAAGGAGACGGCGAGGGGCUGUGCCCAUAUUGCCAAUCUGACGAUUUGAGCGAGCUUUUUUUUGAAAGAAAAGACUCCAAUUAUCUCCACCAUGUCACUAAACUGCAUGGUGUCUAUUCUAACGGAAUGGAGAUGCCAUUUCCUCGAAUGAUUGGCGAAGCGUUGGAGAUCAAGCAUCUCAAAACUCGCGGGAGAACAGAGCGCAGGGUCCAUAGCGUCGAGUGCGAGAAAUGUCACGAAACUGUGAAGAUCCAGCAGCUGGACUGCGACAAAGAAGGAAACAAGUUUCUGGCAUAUUUCCGUCACAUGCUGGUUCACAACGAAAAGAAAAAUGUGGGCAAGCGCUCUUCGAAAUUUAGUUUAUUCAAUUAA
Ogataea haglerorum is the source of this 1182-nucleotide messenger RNA. RefSeq lists its product as uncharacterized. The transcript has a single exon. Bases 1 to 1182 code for a protein of 393 amino acids. The record is from RefSeq and is a predicted model, not a curated record. NCBI's taxonomy places the organism in Eukaryota, Fungi, Ascomycota, Pichiomycetes, Pichiales, Pichiaceae.